AUGAGUGAUUGGGAGUCAGAUGAGAAGAGCGGUGUGAAGGGUGCUUUGGUGGGCGACGUCUCUGCGCCUGUUGAGCUGCCACACGAGCCCUGGGACGCUAGAGUUGACCAGAUGCUGGCGAACUCUGUCGCAUUCCAGAUGAGUGCUGGGUUGGCCCGUGGUGGGGGUGGGGGUGGCGUGGGGAUGGCUGGGCAGGCGUUCCAGCUGUUGUUGCAGCUUGUGGAGGAACAGCUGUCCGGGAUGGUCACUGAGUUGCACAGGAUCGCAACGGUGCAGCGUAGGCAGCACGCGACUCACGACGACGUGGCGUUGUUGUUGCAGGGGUUCCAAUUGACUCCGGAGGAUAUCGAGGAACAGAUGUACUUGUCGAAGAAGAUUGGCUACAACAGAAUGCAAGUGCCCAGGGAGCAGACUGUACAGUUGCAAGAUGCUACGGGUUCGUAUGACCGGUUUAAACUUGUUGAGAAUCAACAACUGAUUGCCUCGGGCCUGAGUGGCUCGGAUAUGUCGCAGGAGCUACCAAUUGCGGAGAAGAUCCCCGCUUGGUUACCGAAACUGCCCCCAAACCAUACUUACAAGUUCACUACAGAGUACAAUAAGUUACUCAAUGACGAGAAAGUCUUGAAGGAAAAGAUCAUCAAGGAGAGUAUGGAGAUAGAAGUGUCGUUAUCGAACCUUGUACGGAAUUGCGACCGAGACGCAGAUACGAAGGUGGACGAGAGGGCUAGAGAGACACCGCCAGAGGAACUGAAACGGAUCGAUGACGAGAUUGUGGCUCUGUACGGUCCAUUGGAGGAGAUUGCGGAGAGACACGAGGGGCCACGUACAAAGCGUAGAACACCUCUUUAUCUGAAGAAAUCUUUCGACGUGCAAGCGUACUCUCUAGGGAGGGUUAAACUUGCACGUAACGCGGUACAGAGAUUCGAAUGGGAGACCAAAUACAGACCUCGCAACCCGUUCCUCUGCAGUCAUAGGGCAGUACCUGAAAAUAGCAAGAAAGUGUACUCUAUGCUCGAGAACUCGCUGAACGAGCUUGUACAAGUGGAUCUACCGAGACUCGAAAGCAGGAAAGCAGCGGCAAUCGCACACGCAGUGGAACAGCGAGACGCAAAACUUGCCGAAUUGAGAGCCAAACUCAAGGAAACGACGCCUUCUGCCACGAAACCGUUUCAGGGGAUGGACAUUAACAUCGGCGGCGGCGGAGAUGAUGACGCAGUGGAUGACGAUGAAGUCGCUCUGUUCGAAGAACUGUCAGGUAGUUCGGACGACGACGACGAUGGUGGAAUCGAAACAGUUACUAAGACUACAAAUUUACCAAAUACACAGGGAAACCCAAUGGCUGGACCCCGACUCGCAGUGGUGGUCCCCGAGGAACCAUCUGCACCUGCUUCCGCGUCCGAAGUACCGUCAGAACCGAUGCCAGGAACGGCAGAGAAACCGGAAGAACACGAUGCCAAGGAGAAUGCAACUGCAUCUGCUAGCCCGGCUGCUCAUCCUGCAACCGACCCCGCCGCUACGGCCCCCGAGGGCAGCGAAACGGACCGGCCCAUCGCUCAAGCGGCGCCCUCCAGCUCCGAAUAG
Messenger RNA from Huiozyma naganishii CBS 8797, 1581 nucleotides. RefSeq names its product Taf8p (gene TAF8). Gene Ontology annotation, biological process: transcription initiation at RNA polymerase II promoter. Gene Ontology annotation, cellular component: transcription factor TFIID complex. The transcript has a single exon. Lineage: Eukaryota; Fungi; Ascomycota; Saccharomycetes; Saccharomycetales; Saccharomycetaceae. The coding region runs from base 1 to 1581 and encodes 526 amino acids. The record is from RefSeq and is a predicted model, not a curated record.